AUGUCUUUCCUCGCUACUGCUGGUGCUCGCACGCUGCUUGCCAACCGGGCCGCCUCGACGGCCGCGCGCUCCUUCUCGACUUCGCUCCGCGCGGAGAAGGACGUGAAGAACGUCACUGUUUUCGGUGCCGGUCUGAUGGGUGCUGGUAUUGCCCAGGUCCUUUCGAACGUCGGCAAGUACAACGUGACUCUCGCCGAUGUUACCGACAAGGCGCUGUCGAACGGCCAGGCGAUCAUCACCAAGUCGCUCCAGCGCAUCGCCAAGAAGAAGAUGGCGGACAAGUCGGCUGAGGAGCAGGAGGCCUUUGUGAAGGGUGUUGUCGACUCUAUCAAGGUCACCACCGAUGCCGGUGAGGCCGUGGAGAGCACCGACCUUGUGAUUGAGGCGAUCAUUGAGAACCUCAAGAUCAAGCAGGACCUCUUUGGCUUCCUCGACACGAAGGCCCCCAAGGACGCCAUCUUUGCGAGCAACACCAGCUCGCUGAACAUCACCGACGUGGCCAACGCGACGAGCCGCCCGACGCAGUUUGGUGGCUUCCACGCCUUCAACCCUGUGCCGCAGAUGAAGCUGAUUGAGAUCGUGCGCACCAAGGACACCAACGACGAGACGCACGCUACGCUGAUGGAUGUCGCCAAGAAGAUGGGCAAGGUGCCCGUCACCUGCAUUGACUCGCCCGGCUUCAUCGUCAACCGCCUGCUGGUUCCCUACCAGCUCGAGGCCAUCCGCCUCGUUGAGCGCGGUGUCGCCUCGCCCGAGGACGUCGACACGGCCAUGAAGCUCGGUGCUGGCUACCCCAUGGGUCCCUUUGAGCUGGCCGACCUGGUGGGUCUCGACACCCUCGAGCACAUUGCCCAGGGCUGGCGCGAGUCGUGCGCCGGCACCGAGCACAUGCCCGAGGCCUACGUGCAGGAGUCGCCUCUCCUCUCUGGCCUCAUCAAGGACGGCAAGCUCGGCCGCAAGACCGCCGACAAGGGUGGCUUCUACCAGUACAACAAGAAGUAA
Messenger RNA from Malassezia japonica, 1002 nucleotides. RefSeq lists its product as uncharacterized. Gene Ontology annotation, molecular function: NAD+ binding; (3S)-3-hydroxyacyl-CoA dehydrogenase (NAD+) activity. Bases 1 to 1002 code for a protein of 333 amino acids. Gene Ontology annotation, biological process: fatty acid beta-oxidation. The transcript is spliced from 4 exons. The record is from RefSeq and is a predicted model, not a curated record. Gene Ontology annotation, cellular component: mitochondrion. Lineage: Eukaryota; Fungi; Basidiomycota; Malasseziomycetes; Malasseziales; Malasseziaceae.